UGAAGAAAAUUAUAAUUUUUCUUAGGAAUUUCGUGAAUUAAUGGUUUGGGCUCGUCAAAUGCAUGCUUCAAUAACUGGGGAACUUUUACCUAAAGAAAUAGCUGGAUGUGAGGCUCUCGAUGCUAGACAUGCCGAGUUUCGGCGUGAAAUUUCUUCAAAAGAAUCAGAAAAACUUCAUUUUAUACAAAAAGGAGAACAAUUAUUAUCACAAGGGCAGAAUGCUUUGGUGAAUGAAAUUCGUUCUCGUAUAACUACUUUAGACGAAGUUUUCUCUGAUUUGUUAAAAACUUGGCAUCGGAGACAACAAAUCUAUGAGGAUAAUGCUGAUCUUCAACGUUGGUUGUCCUCUGCAUCUGAAUUGGAACGUUGGUUAACAGAAAGAGAGCAAUUGCUUGCUAAGGAUUGGACUGGAUUAGUUCAGGAUGGACUAGAAGCUGUUGAAAAUCAAAUUAGACAAUUUGAUGAUUUUCUUGCCACCCUCGAUGCCCAAAGUCCUCAAUUUCAAGCUUUGAAACGCCUCACUCGACUUGAACAAAAUUGGGAACGUCUUAAGGGACAAGAGGACCGUGAAAGAAUUGUUGCUGUAAAUGCUCAACUUCAACAACAACAACAAAACCGAAGGGAAACACAACCAAUUAGAACAUUAGAAAAGAAGAAAAUGCUACAGGAAAAAAGACAAGAGAGAGAACGACGUAAAACACAGUCAAUUCGUUCUUCAACUUCUGCACAUUCUGGUGCUCAAAUGUUGGGACAAUUACAACAAUUAGAGCCUGUCCAGUCUUUAGCAACUACUGCAUUUAAUUCCUCUCAAACACUCCCAAGAGCCAGGCAAAGAGCUGCUGUAGGUGCUACUUCCUCAGCAUCUUCUUCUACAUCAGUAGUUGUAGUUGAAGGACAGCAAAAUAUUGUGCCACCAGUUGCUUCCUCUCGUCUUUCUAUCGAAAUCUCGCAGCCAUCAUCUACACAACAACAACAAAAUUUAACACCAUCCGCUCCUUUCCCUGUAGGUAUGCGAGUACCUUCCACAGGUCGAACACCUGGAUUUACAACACGUAGAACACAAAGUAUUCGAAGAAGUCGUCAAUGGGAUGAUUUAAGAACUGUUGAUAUUCACGGUUAUUUGGAUCGAAAACAAGAAUUACAAGCAGGUGGAAAACGUGCAACUUUUCGUUCUUGGAAGAGCUAUUAUUCUAUUUUGUGUGGGCAACUUCUUUGCUUUUUUAAGGAUGAACAACAUUUUAUGGAAAAUAUGGCAGCUGCAGCACCUUUGGCAUUACAUGGAUCGAAUUCUGCACUUAAUCCUGAAUAUAUUAAAAAACGUUUUGUUUUCAAAUUAAAUACUGCUGAUGGAGCUGAAUUCCUUUUUGCUGCACCUGACCAGCUAAAAGCUCUUGAAUGGGUUGAUAAAAUUAAUUUUAGAGCAAAGUUAGAUCCAGCUGAUCAAUUGCUUGCCUUUAGACCGAGUACAAGUGAACCACUUGGAAAUUCUCAAUCAAAGCGACUUCCUUAUUCCUCUACAACUGCAGAUGUAAUGUCUAGUUCGAGAAGUAUGACAUUAGAAUCAAGGCCAAAGCCUAGUGAAUUUAGUGGAAAUGUUGCUAAUACUUUCAAAGUGCCAAAUGACAACCAAAAAAUGAUUAAAAGCGCAACAUUAGAUCCACGUAAAAUUAAUGAUGACAAUAAACAUACAAAUUAUUAUCAUUCUUCUAAUAAUAAACAAAAAAAUGAAGAGAAUGGACAAAAAAUAGUAGAACAACAACAACAAUUUGCAAGUCAAAUAAAAAUUGGGGAUGAGGCUGAUGAAGAAGAAAAAAUUAUUGUUGAAGAGGAAGAUUUAGAAAAUAGUCCAAAUAAUAAUUGUCGAAAUAAUCAAAAUGGGAAUUCAAAUAUCUUUGAAGAUAAUAUUUCUGUACGCAGUGGUGGAAUUGGAGGAACAUUUAAAAAUAAAAAAAUUACAAGUGGUGCCUUUGCUUUUCUCCGACGUUCUUCAGCAGUUAUUGGAGGAAAAAAAUCUGCAUGCGAAAAUUCACUUGAUUGA
Molecule: messenger RNA, 2038 nt
Organism: Meloidogyne enterolobii
Lineage: Eukaryota; Metazoa; Nematoda; Chromadorea; Rhabditida; Meloidogynidae
Source: the annotation of a GenBank genome assembly